UUUUCUUGCUUCACCAGCCUUUGCAUUUGCAGCUGCGUAUCGGUCAUCACGAUCUUAGCAUUAUCGCCGGCGAAUCAACUGCAUCGCCGUCUCCGGCGAAUCCUUCUUACUAUUCCAUCGACAUCCGAUCGGAAAAAGGUUGUUGGCAGAAAUUAUGAAUGGAGAGACACCUAAUUUCAAAAAAUGGAAUAUAUUGUAUCCUGUUUACAUAAACUCAAAGAAGACUAUUGCUGAAGGUAGAAGAAUUUGCGCAGCGAAAGCAUGUGAAAACCCUACCGCUGUAGAAAUCGGUGAUUGUUGCAGCCACCUGAAAGUUCCUUUUGCAAUUGAGCUUGAUAAGGCGUAUCCACGGGACUUCAUGCAAGUAGGACGAGUGAGGUUCAUGCUGAAAAAGUCCGAUGGGAGUUUAUACAAUCCAGCUAUCUCGUCCAAAAAACAGCUGAUGCUUUAUGUUGCUGAAUUGGUUCCAAGACAUCCUGGUAGGGUAAAGAAACAGGAACCUGUAUUGUCUACCUCAAAUGCUGGACCAUCUAAAUCAGGCAAAGGUGGCAGAAAGAAGAGAUAGAUUCUUAUAAUAACCCUCUUUUUCUUUUGAUUAUUGGUUCUAAUUCACACCAAAUAUCAGAUGUUUCAUGUGUUCCCUUUCAACAUACCUUAGAUUUUGGUCUGUUUUCAUCUCAUCGUUGUCCCACCCAUGAAAUUAAGACACGUGUUUUCUUUCUGAUAAUGUAUAUUCAGACGAUUGGACU
Messenger RNA from Cynara cardunculus var. scolymus (artichoke), 749 nucleotides. RefSeq names its product signal recognition particle 19 kDa protein-like. Bases 155 to 565 code for a protein of 136 amino acids. Lineage: Eukaryota; Viridiplantae; Streptophyta; Magnoliopsida; Asterales; Asteraceae. The record is from RefSeq and is a predicted model, not a curated record. Gene Ontology annotation, cellular component: signal recognition particle, endoplasmic reticulum targeting. The transcript is spliced from 4 exons. Gene Ontology annotation, biological process: SRP-dependent cotranslational protein targeting to membrane; SRP-dependent cotranslational protein targeting to membrane, signal sequence recognition. Gene Ontology annotation, molecular function: 7S RNA binding.